AUGACCAACGGCAAUAUGAAGCCUACUCAACCCACCCCGCCUCAAAAAAGAAAGAUUAUCAUCUUCUCUGACUUCGACGGCACAAUUUGCAUGCAGGACACCGGCCACAUCCUGGUGGACGCGCACGGUUGCGGCGCAAUUGCCCGCGAGAAGCUCGAGGAGCAAAUGAAGUCCGGAUCGCGAACCUUCCGCGAUGUUUCCGAGGAAAUGUGGGCAUCUCUCCACGUUCCUUUCGACGACGGCUUCGUUCUCAUGGAAAAGAGUAUCGAAAUAGACCCCGGGUUCAAGGAAUUCCACCAAUAUUGCGUCGAGAACGGAUUUCCCUUCAACGUGAUCAGUGCCGGAUUGAAGCCGAUUCUGCGACGAGUCCUCGAUACCUUCUUAGGCGAGAAAGAGUCCUCCUCAAUCGACAUCGUCGCCAACGACGCCGAAAUUCCCCCAGACGGCUCACAAUGGAAGCCCAUCUGGCGCCACGACUCCGUCCAGGGCCACGACAAGGACGUCUCCGUAAACGAAGCGCGCCUCCAAGCCCAAGCCGAGUGCGAGCCCGACGAGAUGCCCCUAAUCAUCUUCAUCGGCGAUGGUGUCUCCGACCUUGCCGCUGCCCGCGAAGCAGACGUCCUUUUCGCCCGCCACGGCCUCCGUCUCGAGCAGCACUGCCAGGAGCACAAUAUCCCUUACAUCCCCUUCACGACCUUCUCCGACAUCAAGCGUGAGAUCGAGAAGAUCUCCAAGGAGGACCAGAAGAAGACCGGUGGAGUCGGCAAGCCUGUGCGCUACAACCCGCGCGCCAACAUGUGGCGUCGUAUUUCGAGCAAGGAGGCUGUGCCCACGCUGAUGGCUGCUGCUACGCCUUCGAAUGAGGAGAAGAUGUUCCUCUGGCCGGAGACUUUCUCCGACUAUAAGCCCAAAACUAUCCAAGAGGACCAGGAGCCUACAGCGGCUUGA
Molecule: messenger RNA, 948 nt
Organism: Penicillium argentinense
Lineage: Eukaryota; Fungi; Ascomycota; Eurotiomycetes; Eurotiales; Aspergillaceae
Exons: 3
Coding region: 1-948 (315 amino acids)
Molecular function (GO): phosphatase activity
Source: RefSeq, a predicted model, not a curated record